This is a messenger RNA of Suillus discolor, 1714 nucleotides long. RefSeq lists its product as uncharacterized. Bases 54 to 1514 code for a protein of 486 amino acids. The record is from RefSeq and is a predicted model, not a curated record. Gene Ontology annotation, biological process: peptidyl-lysine trimethylation; peptidyl-lysine monomethylation. NCBI's taxonomy places the organism in Eukaryota, Fungi, Basidiomycota, Agaricomycetes, Boletales, Suillaceae. The transcript has 6 exons. Gene Ontology annotation, molecular function: protein-lysine N-methyltransferase activity.
CGAAGAUAGACGCGGAGAGCCGCAUACAUGCAUAUUUUCUUCAGUCCCAUGACAUGGUGGCACAUAGUGGGAAUAACGUCAACAUUUCCAUGAUGGCGAGCAUCUCAAACUCGCAAUCGUCGCUGAAUUAUCGAUGGCCCAAGCUGCUGGCAUGGUUGAGGACUCGAGGGAUGAAAACAGGAGCAGGCGACUUGCUUAUCGAGUGCAAAGAAACACCCACUGCUGGGAAUGGUCUUUUUGCUCGAACGUUGUGUACUCCAUCUUCCUUGCUAUUUGCAGUGCCGCCUCAGGCAUUGAUGAAUAUCGGGACGUUAAAGUCCCUCCAUCCAACAUCUGGACCCACUCCUUUGACCGCCACGCAAAUGAUAUCUUUGCAUCUGUAUAUCAACCGCCCGCAUGGAAGUGAGGAUUCACUAGAUCCUCACUAUGGACCAUACAUUUCAACACUUCCUAGGGAGUUCGACAGUCAUCCUUUGACCUGGAUCGUGCGAUCAAAACGUGGCCUGGAGUCCGGAGGGGUCCCACUGCUUAAGCACCUCCCGCCGAGUGUGCAUGCAUGCUUGGUUAAGCUGCAUGACCGAUUUUGUCAAGACUGGGAUGCAAUCCGAGCGUACUUGACCGCGAAUUCGUACAUCUCUUCAAAAUAUGAUGCAUAUUCGGACGAUAAUGACGUUUCUACCAGCAAUUACGCGUGGGCUUGGUUGAAUGUAAACACGCGCUGCAUAUAUUACCGUCUGAAAGCAUCGAAAGAAGACCCCGAUAAUCUUACUUUAUGUCCCAUCCUCGACUUCGCCAAUCAUACCCCGAAUAGGCUGCAUAGUAUGACUCCAGCUCCAUCAGAGGCCGAUAUUUGGGACUCUGCGCCGGUAAAGCAGAUUGGAUUUAGAUUUCUUUCACCAGCAGAUGCAUCUGUUCAAGAGGGCGAAGAGAUCUUUUUGGCUUACGGGGCCCAUCCUAACCGCACGCUGUUCGUCGAAUACGGAUUUGUCAACGAGUCAUUAGGCAACGUUGAAAUUACGGAUGGUGAAGUCGAUGUACAAGAUGUAGUGGAAUCCUUAAUACUCGAUCACAAAUCCGGUGUCUUCGUCAAAAGCGUUCUCGAGGACGAAGGUUAUUGGGGAGAUUGGACCCUAUAUUGCUCGGCGGAAUCAGCGCAGCCAUCCUGGCGCUUGAUCACGGCAUUAAGACUUCAUUGUCUUUUUGUCUCAAAUAACACAAUCCACCAUAACGCCAUCCAAUCGUGGCGCGAUGUCAUAGCAGGCAAACGAGAGAUAAUAUCUGAUGGAAACGAACUCGCUUGGAAGGAGUCGUUGAUCACGAUUUGCGAUAAGAUUAUCACCAAAGCCCAGGCCGGUCUGGACAGUCUCGAGAACGACGGCGCCGAGGAGUAUGGUCACAGUGGCAGUGACCGUUGGCUUCCCUGGAUGUGCGAGAAUAUACGGACGCUUUGGAGGGAAGAGUUGUUGAUAGCCGCGGCUGUCAAGGAACGUACGCUGAGAGGGGAUGAUUUCUGAGUUAAUAACAUUGAUCUUUUCAUGAAAUAGAGUCGAUGUCCCAGUGCCUAGAUCCAUCAAGGGCACUAUCAUAUCGGGGGCCAUUAAAAUUCAUGUGGCACUCGGAUACUUCACGACAUCAUGUCUCGUUGAAUAUUUGAACAGCCUCAAAGCAUAAUCGUAUUGCAUGUCAUGACCAUACACUUACUACGAAGCUGGAU